Molecule: messenger RNA, 3564 nt
Organism: Sebastes umbrosus (honeycomb rockfish)
Lineage: Eukaryota; Metazoa; Chordata; Actinopteri; Perciformes; Sebastidae
Gene: elp3
Product: elongator acetyltransferase complex subunit 3
Exons: 15
Coding region: 147-1808 (553 amino acids)
Biological process (GO): tRNA wobble base 5-methoxycarbonylmethyl-2-thiouridinylation
Cellular component (GO): elongator holoenzyme complex; cytoplasm; nucleus
Molecular function (GO): iron-sulfur cluster binding; acyltransferase activity, transferring groups other than amino-acyl groups
Source: RefSeq, a predicted model, not a curated record
UUGGAUCGCCUUACGACAGAAGCCGUGUUCUGACGCAACGUGGAGUUGUUUACAUCGCUGUCAGCCCUCUCUGGUUAGAAACACAUGUAACUCUGCAAACCAGCAUCCACCCGUCGGAAUCUGAACUGUGUUGCCUAAAGGAAGAAAUGGGGAAGCCAAAGAAGAAGAGUGAUCUGAGCCGAGCUGAGCUGAUGAUGAUGACAAUUGCUGAUGUCAUCAAACAGCUGGUUGAAGCCCAUGAAGAGGGCAAAGACAUCAAUCUGAACAAGGUGAAGACUAAGACUUCAGCUAAAUAUGGACUUGAAGCCCAGCCCCGAUUGGUGGACAUCAUCGCCGCCGUUCCACAACACUACCGUCGGGCUCUGGUGCCCAAACUAAAGGCCAAACCCAUCCGCACUGCCAGCGGGAUUGCGGUGGUGGCCGUGAUGUGCAAACCACAUCGGUGUCCACACAUCGCCUUCACAGGCAACAUCUGUGUGUACUGUCCUGGUGGACCAGACUCCGACUUUGAGUACUCCACACAGUCUUACACUGGCUAUGAGCCAACGUCCAUGAGAGCAAUCCGAGCACGUUACGACCCCUUCCUUCAGACCAGACAUCGGGUGGAGCAGCUGAAGCAGCUGGGUCACAGCGUGGACAAGGUGGAGUUCAUUGUGAUGGGCGGGACCUUCAUGGCCCUGGCUGAGGAGUACAGAGACUUCUUCAUCAGGAACCUGCACGACGCCUUGUCGGGACACACCUCCAACAACGUGGCAGAGGCCGUCAGGUACUCGGAGCGCAGUAACACCAAGUGUGUAGGAAUCACCAUCGAGACGCGGCCCGACUACUGCCUGAAGCGACACCUCAGUGACAUGCUGGGCUACGGCUGCACCCGGCUGGAGAUAGGAGUCCAGAGUGUGUACGAAGAUGUCGCCCGAGACACCAACAGAGGCCACACGGUGCGAGCCGUAUGUGAAUCUUUCCAACUUUCAAAGGACGCCGGCUUCAAAGUAGUCGCCCACAUGAUGCCGGAUCUGCCAAAUGUGGGCAUGGAGAGGGACGUGGAGCAGUUUAUAGAGUUUUUUGAGAAUCCAGCGUUCAGGCCCGAUGGUUUGAAGCUGUACCCGACGCUGGUGAUCCGAGGUACGGGUCUGUACGAGCUGUGGAAGACGGGCCGGUACAAGAGCUACACGCCCAGCGCCCUGGUGGACCUGGUGGCCCGGAUCCUGGCGCUGGUGCCGCCCUGGACGCGAGUCUACCGCGUGCAGAGGGACAUCCCCAUGCCGCUGGUGAGCUCCGGAGUGGAGCACGGCAACCUGAGAGAGUUGGCACUGGCCAGGAUGAAAGACAUGGGCACUGAGUGUCGAGACGUGAGGACGCGAGAAGUGGGCAUUCAGGAGAUUCACCACAAAGUGCGACCGUAUCAGGUUGAGCUGGUGCGGAGGGACUACGUGGCCAACGGCGGCUGGGAGACCUUCCUCUCGUACGAGGACCCGGAGCAGGACAUCCUGAUCGGCCUGCUGCGCCUGCGCCGCUGCUCCCCGCAGUCCUUCCGCGCGGAGCUGAAAGGGGGCGUGUCCAUCGUGCGCGAGCUGCACGUCUAUGGCAGCGUCGUCCCCGUCAGCAGCCGAGACCCCAGCAAGUUCCAGCAUCAGGGUUUUGGCAUGAUGCUGAUGGAGGAGGCGGAGAGGAUUUCCAGAGAUGAACACGGGUCGAGCAAAUUGGCCGUUAUCUCAGGUGUAGGAACCAGGAACUACUACAGGAAGAUGGGCUAUGAGUUGGAGGGUCCGUAUAUGGUGAAGGACCUCUACGGACCCGGAACGGACUGAACCUGGACUAUGUUUUUAUCUGGACACGCGCACAUUAUUGUUUUAUUUAUUACGACAAUAUUGUCGGGACAUGAUUACUGCUGUUUAGUCUUCAGUAUGUUUUCUUAGCAUUAGGGGGAGAUAAUGGCUGUUUUUUAUCUGGUACACACCAGGAAAUGCUGUUGCAUCUUCUCCGCUUUAUUUAGAUAAGGAAGACGGCGUGAGAGGGUGCGAGGAAUAAAAGCAAAGUCAUUUGGGGAUGAGGCCAGAACAUCUUGUUGACAAGUUCAAUUUGAGAUGCAAACAUUUUUUUAUCGCUAAGGGAAAAGAUAGAUCAAAUUUUAGUCUGCUCCUUUCCAUAAACUGGUCCUAAAGAAAACACAAACAAUAGCAUGUCUUUUUAGCUUUCCACAUUGAAACAAAUGGGUACCACCAGUGACCUGUCAGUGUACUCGGUUUCAGCAAGAAGUAAUAAUUCAGUUUGGCAAGAAAUGAGAACAAUCCUGCUGAGACAUUUUAAAUUUUAAUGUUACAUGUACGGAAGCCCUGAAAGGCAAGCAAGACUUUUUUUUUUUUCUGGUGAACCAUUUUCUAAAUAUUUUUUUUCUGUGACAAAGGUGGAAUUUUUGCUUUUCAGGCCGAUUUUGCUAAGUUACCUUUUUUUCUUUUCUUUGCCUCAUAGUGAAAACCGGUGGAAGAACAUUAAUUGACAUGACAGUAAUGUAACUUGCUAAGAGACAAUAUAGACCAGUUCACAGUUAUAAACGGUUACAUUCCAAAUUUCCCCAGUUUAUUUCCUGUUACAGCGUAUGUGAACUACAAACAAAAAGACAGGAAGUACACAUCGACCCAAACUGGUGCCUAGCAAUGCAAUGCCGUUGAAAUGGUCUAUACGUACCGAAUGCAUGGAGAAAUUCAAUUUCACCUAGAAGAAAACCUGAAUGCUUAGUCCGAUUUAAAACAUGGGGUAUUGGUGCACUCUGUUUGGUCAAAAUAAAUAUCACAACAACAAGACUUAUUAAAAAAAUUAAAAUAAUUAAAUAAAUUAAAAAAAUAAUAAUAAAUCAGCCUAAAUUUUUUUUUUUCCCGUUUCCACACAGAAGCAAAAAAGUAACCUAGAAAAAUCAGCCUAAUUUUCUUUUUUUUUUUACCUGUUUUAAUACAGAGGCAAAAAAAAAUAAACCUCCGCCUGAAUUGUUUUUCCUCCUGUUUCACAGAAAAAAAAGGAACUUAGAAAGAUUAUCCUGGCAAAACAUUUUUCACCUAUUCUUAAGUCAUACACACAGGAGAGAAAUAAUUUAGAUCAGACUUAGAAAAUGGAUCACCACAAAAAAGAAAUCUCGCUUGCCUUUCAGGGCUUCCGUAUACAUGUGUCUGGUUAAGAAAAAUCUGAAUGUCUGGGUAUCUCUUAAAUAGUUCCUGUGUCUUUCGUCUCGGAUUUAAAAACCUGUUUGCCAUCACGGUUCGAGUUAAUCAUGUUUAUGUCGCAAUUAAAUAGAAAACCCAUUACGAGUCGAGCGUUCAUUACUGGUUGGCAGUGGAUGAAUGAACCGCGGGAAGUAGUCCUCGCCGGGCAGCCGUUGUGUAAUCGCACAAUUUUGAUUUAUAAGGCCGGAAAUUGAAUAUUAGUGUUACAUAAAUGGCUUUUUAAAGCCUCACAGUUAAUCCUAUUACUUAUUUUUCUGUCAUGCAUUCUUGGGCUUUAUGUAUUUUGGUAAAUUCCAGAUGUUGAUCACUUUCUUUUUUUCCCUCAAGGAAUAAAGUAUAUUUCAGUUAC